Messenger RNA from Fusarium oxysporum Fo47, 2461 nucleotides. RefSeq lists its product as uncharacterized. NCBI's taxonomy places the organism in Eukaryota, Fungi, Ascomycota, Sordariomycetes, Hypocreales, Nectriaceae. Bases 192 to 2108 code for a protein of 638 amino acids. The record is from RefSeq and is a predicted model, not a curated record. The transcript has 2 exons.
GUUGUCUCAGGUGGAUAACCUGGCUUUUACUUUGCGACGCACCUCUGAAAAACUUGAACUUCUCAACUCACCACAAAUACUGGCUCAACCAUCCUGGCAGAAUACUACCCACGGAUAAUGUGAUUCCUGGAGAUUAAUCUACAUCUGAGCAAUUAUAUUUACACAUCAUUGUUACCCGUCUUUCCGCCAAGAUGGAAGCAAGCGCUACCACCUGGGAGUUAGACAGCGAUGAGAUCGCAUCUAUCGCCUCUGAGGACUUGCACGAACAUAGACCGAAUCGCUGGACGGGCGCUAAAUCGACAUGGCGCACUCUGACGGAAGAGGACAGACUGCUCUGGCAAUCAAUGAAGCAGAUUAAAGAUCAGGAUCUCGCGGUGCAUUUAUACAAUGCUUUUGCGCUAAAGCGACGAGGCCGAAAUCCAGAGACAGCACAGGAUUUAGUCGUCAGAACAGAAUCUGGUGAAGAAGGUGUUUGGGCACCGCCCAAGGCAUGGACUGCAUGGCCGCUCAAACAUAAACAUGUGCCCAAGGAGUGCUUCACCAACGAACAGCACGACGAAGAUGACCAUUUUACAUUCCGCAGAGAGGAAGAGAUACUCCCCAGUACUGAGCUUGAAGAAGAAAUAUCUGCCACUAUCUUGAGAACUGCCAAGCGUCGGUUCCGCAGGAGGAAGAGCAAGAUGGCCAAACCGUCCAUCGAAGAAGAUUCCACGCCUCUAUAUAAUGAGAGUGGCAACAGCACACCUGAUCCUUUGUCACGCGAAUCUUCUGCCAAGCUUGAGACUGAUGAAGGCAAAGAAGAAGAUGAAGAUGAAAAGAUGGCUGUCGAUGAAGAAGAUGGUCGGCGUACACGACGUAAUCCCAAAACUUAUGAACCAGUCGAGUCCACCAACGACGAGGCAUCCUAUGCCCUUUUACGUCCACCAACACGACACAUUUUAUCACAGCUGGACAAUACACUAAAAAUACUUCACAAUUCACGUAUUACAGGCAUGAAUUAUCUCUCUGAUUCUUCAACUGAAGAGGAGUCAGAUAACCAGAGCCAAAGUGGACAGAAGAGAUCUCGUGGUCGUCCGCGAAAAAUUCUACAUGAGGUUGACACAUCUGCAUCUACCUCACCAGCGGGAGCUGGUAAAACCAGCAGACGAGGUCGCCCCCGAAAAGUCCAUAUCCCUCAUGCUGGAGAAUCACAUGAAGAGAUGCUUCAACGUGUUGCUCGUGAAUCUCAUCGAAAGAUCCCCUCGACGCUUGAAGACAGAGACGCAGCUUUUGAGGAGUGGAUCCGCAAAGGUGACGAGAUCAUUGAGCGAGAGCGAGAGCGAUCACGAUCUCUAUCGUUGAAACGAGCAACUUCUCAAGGGGCAGAGACGGAGGAGGAAUCAGUACCAGGAACAAACGCUGAACGUAAGCUCUUAAGAUGGGGCUUGCGUGAUUGGAGCGAUGUGCUGGGCGCAGCUGCUAUAGCAGGUUUCUCAGGCGAUGUCAUUGCGAGAGCGACACGAAGAUGCGCUGAUUUGUUUGGUGAAGGAAUGGUAGUGAGGACGCUGAAGGAAGUGCCUGCCACUAAUGAUAAAGGCACCACUUCUGUCGAGUAUCGUCCUGAGCCUAUCCAGCUAUCCUACUCGGAUGAAGAAGCCAAUGAUGAAAGCGAUGAUGCCGCAGAUCUCAUACAGCGUCGUAUCGCAUCCCGUCAAGCCUCUCUCGCAUACUCAAGUCGCAGCCCAGACUCCGUUAGAAGCCCCAGCCGUCACUCAACACGCUCUCCAGGACCAUCAUCAGCCGCCCGGUCUCCGAGCUCCCGCUCCAACUCUGCAGGUGGAAUGUUAUUUUGUCCAAUUCCCUCAUGCGACCGCGCUGCACAGGGUUUCGCACGCAAAGCAAACCUUCGACGGCAUAUGGAGCUUAUACACCAGGGACAGACGGAAGAACUUGACAGUGACGAGGAGGUUGCAGGUGGUGUACAUGUGGAUGGCUUCCUCAAGCCUAUUGUGCCGGGAAGGGGCUGGAGAGGCGAGGACACUAUUCAGAGGAAGAGGAAGAGAUUCUACGGUGAUAAACCUGGGAUGAGCCGUGAGACGAGUUAUGCCGAAGAGGAUCUGUCCUCAUGAAACAGGAGUAAUUCAGAGUGCCACUAUUGUUGAACGACCUUCUGGCCUAGUAACGAGGGAAAGGGUUUGGUUGAUUCAUACAUUGCUCACGGCAUGCAUGGUACAAUGCGAAUAUCUAGUACAAAAGAAUAAAUAAUUUCAUAUCUGAUGGUCCUCUCUUUUCCCUUCUCUAGCUGUACGUGCCCCCCGGAUGAAGAAGAUAAAUAGGUAACAAAAGAUUCCAUGCAGGUAGAAGAAACAGCAAAAGAGAAACUCCGGUACAGGGAAUCGAACCCUGGGCUCCGCGGAACUGAUCUCUCAGGUUAUGAGAGCGCGAAAUGUUAGCCACUACACCAUACCGGACGGUGACUUGU